Molecule: messenger RNA, 1119 nt
Organism: Hemibagrus wyckioides
Lineage: Eukaryota; Metazoa; Chordata; Actinopteri; Siluriformes; Bagridae
Gene: atpaf1
Product: ATP synthase mitochondrial F1 complex assembly factor 1
Exons: 9
Coding region: 8-916 (302 amino acids)
Biological process (GO): mitochondrial proton-transporting ATP synthase complex assembly
Cellular component (GO): mitochondrion
Source: RefSeq, a predicted model, not a curated record
AUUAUUGAUGUGCGACGAGGAGAAAAUGGCGGCGGCCAUGGUGCAAAUGGCCUGCUUAUACCGUGGGAUGUUAGCGGUGAGAGCUGCGGGGAUUCGACCCCUUAUACCUGGACUUGUGCCGAAUCAGCUUAGGGCUUUUUCUGUGACAAAGGAGCCGGAAUUAGAGGAAAACCCGUAUUAUAGUAAAUAUGAAGAGAAGAUCAGAAAACUGCGGAGCACCAAACCUCAAGAAUUCAAAGCCCGCCUGGAGAAGUGCAGUGAGAUAAAGAAGGAACCUGUUGGACACUCGAAACAAGCUGACUUCAUUAAACUGAUGGAGCAGGAGAAAGAUAAGGAAAACAAAACUGGAUCUGGAGGUUUUACCAAAAACAAGACAUUAGAUUCAAUCCUCAACCUUGACAUGGUGAAGGACAAGUCUGGUCCUGAAAUUGGAGAGCUUUGGAUGAACUACUUCUCAACAAAAGACACAAUCAGCGCUGUCAUACCAGGCUCAACCUUUGAGAAGAUCAUCAACCAUGCCAAGUUGUGCCCAACGUUUCUGUACGCUCUGCCCCGGAAAGAAGGAUACGAAUUCUUUCUGGGUCAAUGGGCUGGUCCGGAGCUACACUUCACCUCCCUCAUCAAUGUUCAGACUAUGGGAGAAAACGCUCCCAGCCAGCUGAUUCUGUACCACUACUCAGACCUGAAGCAGGACAAGGACAUCGUGCUCAUGACUGCUGAAAUGGAUAGCAAGUUUGUUACGGUUCACGAAGCCCAAUGCUUAGCCAAUCAGGUGCAAUUAUUCUAUGCAGCUCAGAGACAUGAGACUUUUCAACUAGUAGAGACGUUCAACCACAGACCAGCGGAGUUUAAACACAUGGCUGUGAUCACAGAGCUCGAGCAGAGCGGGGUAGGACAGACUGUCACUGCAAAGUAACACCCUGUCCUGUGGGAUCGAGGCUGGAGGAGUCAUGCAUAAAGGAUCGGAAGGACACAUGGAGGGAGCACUCUGGUGUUGAUCUGACUGUACUAGCCCUCAGUGCUAUCGUCUUACAACCCCACCUAAUUACUGCAUCAAUAUAAUAGACAGAUUUGAUGUACACAAGCUCUGUGUUGCCUUCACUAGCUCAAUUCCCCUUA